AUGGAUUAUGAAAAAUGCUUGAAAACCAAACAACUUCCACCAGGACCUGUUGAAGGUAGUGCAUCUAAAACUUUCGAGAAUCCAUUGUUACGUACCGUCAACUUAUCUGUUACUUCUUUUGUAGACCAAACAGGAUUUAUGAAGCAAGAGAAACCUCCAGUCAUUCAGCGGUCCUGUAGUUCGUCGUUUCUAGCUCUGGCCUCGCACAGGAUGAAGCAGGUGACUUUGGCUCAGAGAAGAGCUGUGCCUCAGGGCCUCCUGUGCGGCGUGCUGGCAGGAUUAUCUGUCCUCUCUCUUUUGCAUCAGUAUCUCUCAACGCUGCUGUCUGGCCUGCACGUGCCGCGCCAAACACAACGAGACUCUGUUUGGAGCAAGUGGGAGAGGGACUGGCAGGCCCCUCAGCAGGACGAGGACUGGGGGAAGAUCAACUGUACUGCGCCUCCAAUGAGAAAUGCUGAUGAUUACUACAACUUCAUCGACCGCCGCCAGCUGCACUGUGAGAGACCGGUGAUGGUGGGCGGUCAGCUCGUGCCCGACAGGACCUACUUCAGCGGAGAGAAGUGGAUGUGCAUGGAUGACAGGUUCAGAGUGGAGCCUGGCCGCUGUGUUGUUCUCUCCUUCGGCAUCGCUGAAGACUUCUCCUUCGAUGACGAUCUGGAUAAGAGGUUUCAAUGUAAGGUGUAUUCUUUCGACCCCACCAUCAAGAAACCAACACACCGACGUUCUCCCAAUGUAAUGUUCUAUGACAUAGGCAUCGCCAGCUAUGAUCGCCUCCACACCAACCCCAAGAUGGCUAGGUACGUCACGAUCCUGAAGUUGUUGGAGCUGGAGAACACCACCAUCGACUACCUGAAGCUGGACGUGGAGGGCUUCGAGGACCACUUCUUCAUGGACGUCAUCAAACACAACCCCAACCUCCUCAAGAACGUGAAGCAGAUCGGAGUGGAGCUUCAUGCCAAUAGAGGUUUGUACAGACACACUAGGCCUCUCUCUCUCUGUGCGUCCAUUGUGCGACAAAAGAUGUGGGCUUACUUUGGAUACCUCAAGUGUUACGGCUUCAAGGUUAUAUUCAGUGAAAUCAACCCAGUUAAGAAGUUAAGGUUCUCCUUGAGGUACCACGAGAGAUCCUGCUGCUAUGAGGUGGUGUGGGCGAGGGAGCAUCAGUGGUGA
This is a messenger RNA of Portunus trituberculatus (swimming crab), 1170 nucleotides long. RefSeq lists its product as uncharacterized. The record is from RefSeq and is a predicted model, not a curated record. The coding region runs from base 1 to 1170 and encodes 389 amino acids. The transcript is spliced from 10 exons. NCBI's taxonomy places the organism in Eukaryota, Metazoa, Arthropoda, Malacostraca, Decapoda, Portunidae.